CACCCUCCCACGCACUGCUUCUGUCUCUCUCCAGCGUUGGUUUGGGUACAACAUGUCGGGCGGCCAUGCGGUCUGGAGGCCGUUCAAGGUCAACGGGGAUUUCACGAGAUGCACGGUGUGCAGGCAGCGCUUUUCUGACGAGGAGCGGGUGCAGGCGAACCCGCCUACUCCGGAGCAACCGGGAUGGAAGAACAUACGGUGCUACCCCGGCUGCGCGCAGGCCGCCAAGUCUCGCGUCCCGAGCAAAGGAAAGGUGCCCCCCAGGCCCAUCAUCUUCGGCAAUCAGUUCGCCACGACUCGCUGCUGCCUGUGCAACAACCGAAUCGCGGUUGGUGCCAGGAUGAAGGCCACCAAGAUAGGUCACACGUGGCACGACAAGAAGCACCACCCGAGCUGCACCCAGGCCCCUUCUUCGCGUCCUAGCGGUGCCUCUGCCAGCGACUCUGGGUUAGGCGGCAGCGGCGGCGGGUAG
Messenger RNA from Ectocarpus siliculosus, 472 nucleotides. The record is from the annotation of a GenBank genome assembly. Lineage: Eukaryota; Phaeophyceae; Ectocarpales; Ectocarpaceae.